AUGUUACAGAGCGCCGCUUUUGUGUUGCUCCUCGCCGGCAGUGGCGUCUGGGCCGCCGCCACGUCGGAGCCGCUCAUCUCGGGCGCCGGCCAGAAAGCAGCCAUUCCUAGGUGGGAUUUCCGGUCCACGGCGGGUCUCGCUGACAAGGACCUCGCCAAGCUCUCGCAAGCUGGCGGCGUGGACACUUCCUCGUGGCACCACGUCGAGGCGUCGCGCUGCACGCUCAUGGGCUGUCUGCUGGAGAAUGGCGAGUACAAGGACAGCGACCUCUGGUUCUCGAACAACCUCGAACACUUUAACGGGACUCGGUUCGCCGUGCCCUGGGUCUACCGCAGCGAGUUUGCGCUGCCGGGUGCAGCAGACCGGCGGCGGCGGCCGCCGCGGCGGCAGCACUUUUUGCUCGAGACAAACGGCAUCUCGUCCAAGGCGGACCUCUACCUCAAUGGGCGGCAGGUGGCCGACGCCGCGUUCCAGGCGGGCGCCUACGCAGGGCAUAUUUAUGACGUGACGGAGCUGGUGGCCGCCAAGGAGGAGGAGGCCAACGCGCUGCUGGUGCGCGUGCAUCCGACGCAGUACCUGUACGACUUUGCCGUCGGCUUCGUGGACUGGAACCCGUACCCGCCGGACAAUGGCACCGGCAUCUGGCGCGACAUUACGGUCAAGCAGACGGGGCCCGUCGCCAUGAUGGGCCCGCUGAGCAUCGCCGUUGACGCGCCGCUGCCGAUUGGUGAGCGGGAUGCCACCGUGACGGUGCGUGUCCGGGCGACGAAUCUGGAAAAUACGACGAGCGUCGAGAUGGCGGCCAGAGCGGUGGUCUCGGAUCCUUCCGGGGCCGUGGUCGGCACGCAGAACCGCAGCGUGGUGCUGGCGGCGGGCGAGUCUCGGUACGUCGAGUUUAAGCAAGUGGUUAGGAAUCCCAAGAUAUGGUGGCCAAAGGCUUGGGGCGCGCAGCCGCUGUACACGGCCAAGGUGGACUUUUUCGUCGGCGGCGGCAGCGGCAGCGGCGGAGGCGGAGGCGGAGGCGGAGGGGUGGUGGCGUCGGACACGGCGACGUCGACGUUUGGCAUCCGCACCGUGACGGCGGCCCUCAACGCGCACAACGACACGCUCUUCACCGUCAACGGGCACCCGCUGCAGGUUCUCGGCGGCGGGUACAGCGCCGACAUGUUUCUGCGGUGGGACGCGGCGCGGUUCGCGCUCAUUGCGCGGUACGUGCUCGACAUGGGCCAAAACGCGAUCCGCCUCGAGGGCAAGAUGGAGCAGCCGGAGCUGUACGCCGUCGCGGACCGUCUCGGCCUGCUGGUGCUCGUCGGCUGGGAGUGCUGCGACAAGUGGGAGGCGUGGGCGUACAACCACGACCUGGCCGUCGACCCGCCGCCGGUAUGGGACGACCGCGACUACGCCAUUGCCAACGCGAGCAUCGUGCACGAGGCGGGUGUCUUGCAGACGCACCCGAGCGUGAUGGGGUUUCUGGUCGGCAGCGAUUACUGGCCCGACGACCGCGCGACGAAAAUGUACGUCGACGGGCUGAGGGCGGCGGGCUGGCAGGUGCCGAUUGUGGCGUCGGCGUCGAAGCGCGGAUACCCGGCGCUUCUGGGCCCGUCGGGCAUGAAGAUGGACGGGCCGUACGACUGGGUGCCGCCGAGCUACUGGUUUGACACAAACGAUGACGAUGGGAAUGGGAAUGGCAAGGGUCGCUACGGCGCCGCGUUUGGGUUUGGCUCGGAGCUGGGCGCCGGCGUGGGGACCCCGGAGCUGGGCAGCCUACACAAGUUUUUGACGGCUGCGGACAGGGAGGAUCUGUGGCGGGCGCCGGAUAAAGGCCUGUACCACAUGAACAAGCGCUCGCAGUUUUACACGCGCAGUAUUUAUAACCGCGGCCUGUGGGCGCGGUUCGGCGCCCCGACGUCGCUGGAGGAUUAUUUGAUGAAGGCGCAGCUGACCGACUACGAGGCCACAAGGGCCCAGUACGAGGCGUACUCGGCGCUGUGGAGGAGCGCGACGCGGCGGCCGGCGACGGGGCUCGUUUACUGGAUGCUGAAUAAUGCGUGGCCGAGCCUGCACUGGAACCAGUUUGACCAUUACAUGCGGCCGGCGGGGUCGUACUUUGGCACCAAGACGGCUUCGCGCGUCGAGCAUGUCGCGUUUGACUAUGUGAGUCGGGGCGUUUGGCUGAUUAACCGGUCGUUGGACCGGCGGGGUGCGCGGAGGGUAGAGGUUGAUGUGGUGGAUAUGAAGGGCAGGAUUGUGUCCCGUCAGACAAUGGCGUCGGCGACGGAGCCCAACACGUCCCGCAAGAUUGGCACGGUCGAGGGCUUGGAUCGUGUUGAGGAGGUGGUGUUUCUGCGGCUCCGGCUUUACAGGGACAACAACAACAAUAACAUCACCAACAACAACACCAUCACCAACAACACCAUCACCAACAACAACAUCACCACCAACAACAACAACAACAGGGCCGUUGUCAGCCGCAACGUGUACUGGCUCGGCCCCGGCGUCGUCGACGUGCUGGACUGGAAAAACUCGACGUGGUACCACACGCCCGUGAAAAAGUACGUCGACUACACGUCGCUGCGCAAACUGGAGACGGCGAGCGUGGACGUCAAGGUUGGUUCGCGGACGUGUCGGUCCGGGAGCACGACAGAGGGCGGCGGCGUCAGGGGCAGGCGCGUCAUCACGCUGCAGAACAAGUCGGGCGUGCCGGCGUUUUUUGUGAGCUUGAAUCUGGUGGACGCUGCGGGCGAGGACGCGCUGCCGGUGCUGUGGUCGGAUAACUAUGUGACGCUGUGGCCGAAUGAGACGCUCAAGCUGACGGUUGGGCAGUGGGAUGAUGGGGCGGAAGCGGUCGAGGUGAAAGGGUUCAAUGUCAAGACGACAAGUAUCAGCUUUUGA
Molecule: messenger RNA, 2892 nt
Organism: Beauveria bassiana ARSEF 2860
Lineage: Eukaryota; Fungi; Ascomycota; Sordariomycetes; Hypocreales; Cordycipitaceae
Product: Glycoside hydrolase, catalytic core
Exons: 1
Coding region: 1-2892 (963 amino acids)
Biological process (GO): carbohydrate metabolic process
Molecular function (GO): hydrolase activity, hydrolyzing O-glycosyl compounds
Source: RefSeq, a predicted model, not a curated record